Durusdinium trenchii is the source of this 1821-nucleotide messenger RNA. NCBI's taxonomy places the organism in Eukaryota, Dinophyceae, Suessiales, Symbiodiniaceae. The record is from the annotation of a GenBank genome assembly.
AUGCAACCGAUCAUCCCUUUGCUGGUUGCCGAGAAGUUCGAUUUAUCGGCUGAACUUUGGGGAGCCUCCUGUGCUGCAGAAGGUCUUGCAAAGAUCCUGUGUGCCGUGCCCUUGGCAGUUUGCUUGAAAUCUUGGGGUCGAAAACCGGUCUUGGUCCAGUCUUUCUGGCUCCUGGCCCUCUCCAUCCUGGCCUUGGCGCACAACAGCAGCGUGUGGGGGCUCAUGGGCGGCAAAUUCUUGAUCGGCUUGGCCGUCGUGGCACAAAACUCUGCCAUGCAGCUGUAUCUCACUGAUAUCUCCAGUACUGAGAACAAGAGCCGGGUCAUGGCACCGGUCCUGAUGGCUGAGAAGCUCUUCAGUGUGGUUGGGCCUUUAGUGGGCGGCAAGCUUCUUGAAUCCUACGGAGUACAUCAGGCGAUGAUGAAAGUCGCUGCAGCCACGUCUAUGCUGGCUUUGAUAAAUCAAUGGAUGCUGAAGGAAACAAAGCCAACCGACAUUGGCCAUGUCCCGAAGAAGACAGAGAGUGCGCUGAAGCGUUACAAAGAACUUUUGCAGGAUGCACGCAUCCGUGAAGCUGUGAUUUUCUCAGCCUUCUAUUGGGGCAUUUUUGCAAGUGUCCUCUACUGCAUAGUCCCAUUGAUGCUGGCUCAAGUCUUUGGCUAUGGUGCUUGGGCUUUUUCUUUGGUUCUGGCUGCCUCCAACCUCAUGUGCUUCUUUUGCGCCGGGCCUGUAGCCCAGCUUUCGGAUCGCUUCGGGCGCAAAGCGGCCUUGAUCCCAGGGAUGCUGCUUGUGGGACUUGCACCCUUGCUCCUGGCUGCCGUGCCGCAGUUGCUUCAGAAUGCAACGACUUCACUGCUGAAACCGCUGAUCUUGUCACUGUCUGUGGGCUCCUUAGCAUUGGGCAUGGGAUUGGUCGGGGGGGCCUUGCCGACGAUCUUCACCGAUGGCGUGCCUUCAAGACUCCACGUCGAGUCCUUAUCGUUCUUAAGAGCUUCGACUGAGCUCGGCUCGGUGCUAUUGACCCUCACCAUGUCUUCCAUGGUGGGAUCCAUUGGCUUCACUUGGCCAUUGCUGGGUGGAGGCUUGUGUGCCCUCUAUGCAGCUGCACGUUUUGCGCUGAAAUACAGGUUCAGCACCUACUUCAUUGACCCUGAUGAGGAUGCGGCUUCCAGUUUGGGCCUGUCGGUCCGUGGUGUGGCCACCGUGGAGGUCUCUCCGUCGAUGUUGCUGUCUCCGCCAAAGAUCACGGCUGUGUACCCGCGGAUGGUGCCCUGGAUCGAUCGAAGUCGCCGGGUCAUCGACAACGACGAGGAUCCAAGUCUCUUGGUGGUUGGACUUGGCUUCGUGAACACCAACCGUUUGCGCUGUCAGUUGAUCGACACGUUUGGGCACGUGGUGGCUGCACCGUAUGCCAUGUACAUCAGCUCCACACAGGUGCGAUGUGGCCUGCCACCCUUCGAGCUGCCAGGUAGCUCCAAUGUGAAGCUCCAAGUCUCCAACGACGGAGCCGAGUGGUCUCAGGAGAUCUUCGAGGUCUACAUCGUCUCAGCCCUGGAGCUGCGCCAGGUGACCUUGGCACCGAGCUUCGGGGUGCCCACGGGCAACGCCGUCCAGGUGACGACUGCCUCGUCCUUGCCGCGCGUGGCGACGCUGGGAUGUCUCUUUGGCUUGGGCACCGAGAGCCGUUCGGAGGCCAGCUGGAACGGACCGUUCGGAGCGCAGUUCGGAGCGCUGCUGCGUGGUGUGUUUCAAAAUGCUGAUGUAGUUUGGGGAGAUGUGGAGACGGAAACUCUUGGCUAUACGCCCACCGAAUGUGUAUGA